Haliotis rubra (blacklip abalone) is the source of this 1013-nucleotide messenger RNA. RefSeq names its product glutathione S-transferase U20-like. Gene Ontology annotation, cellular component: cytoplasm. The coding region runs from base 163 to 867 and encodes 234 amino acids. Gene Ontology annotation, biological process: glutathione metabolic process. The transcript is spliced from 2 exons. Lineage: Eukaryota; Metazoa; Mollusca; Gastropoda; Lepetellida; Haliotidae. The record is from RefSeq and is a predicted model, not a curated record. Gene Ontology annotation, molecular function: glutathione transferase activity.
AGGUCAUAUUCCUAUCAUGCACUUGGGGUAUAAAGGGCGCUGUCAGCGUGACACAGGCAGGUGACGGGCACGCCUGCGCAGUACCGAGUCUCAUUCGGACUCCACAGCUAUACUGGCACAGAGCACAGUGUGAUUUGGAACAAACGUCGGCUACCGGACAACAUGACCGCAACUGUCAAGCUGUUUUCUUCGUGGUUCUGCCCGUUCGCACAGAGGGCAUGGCUCGCUCUACUGGAGAAAGGGGUGGAGUUCGAAUACAAUGAGAUUGACCCAUACAACAAGACCAAGGAGUUUCUGACCAUCAACCCCCGAGGGCUCGUCCCCGUCAUCGUCAACGACGGCAAGUGUGUAUACGAGUCUGCUGUGUGUAUUGAGUAUGUGGACGAAGCCUGGCCAGGACCGUCCCUCCUUCCGAAAGAUCCGUAUGAACGUGCACAAGCAAGAAUCUGGGCUGAUUUCAUCACCAAGAAGAUCGUGCCGAAAUUCUACAUGGCCCUCCAGCGCCAAACUCGUCCAGAGCAGGAGGAGGCUAUGGAGGCCAUCUUGACAGCUCUCAUAGAGUUGUCGGGGGCCAUGUCAACUGAAGGUCCUUUCUUCGGCGGCCAAAAUUUCGGGCUCGUUGAUAUCAUGCUGGUGCCAUUUAGCAUUAGAUUUGAAAUGUUGUCUCACUACAGGAGGUUUGCAGUUCCUGAGACCGACACAUUCGCUCGAUUCCGGAGAUGGAUGGAAGCGUGUCAUGCGCGUGACUGUGUCAAGGCCACACUGUCCACAAAGGAGAAGUACAUUGCCAUAUAUAAACGUUACGAAAACAACAGUGCCCAGACGGAAGUAGCCGACGCCAUCAGGAAGGGAACCACCCUUCCCUAACCCUUCCCGUUAGGGACCCCCUUUCCAUAUUUUUAAAGCAUAAUUCUUAAAUAUUAAUACGUACAUUAUGAACUGUCCCUAUAUCAUUCAUAAUUAUAUUUAGUGUAUCAAUCUACCAGUUAAUAAAUACCGGAUUCAAGCAGACA